Molecule: messenger RNA, 1170 nt
Organism: Brettanomyces nanus
Lineage: Eukaryota; Fungi; Ascomycota; Pichiomycetes; Pichiales; Pichiaceae
Exons: 1
Coding region: 1-1170 (389 amino acids)
Molecular function (GO): protein binding
Source: RefSeq, a predicted model, not a curated record
AUGUUUAUAGACUUGCCUAAAGAAAUUCUUGAUAAGGUGUUUGGAUUCAUUGAUUCAAAGGACUACCUCAACUUUCUAUUAACCUGUACUACAGUCUACGUCAAAUGUCAAAGUAGUCUAUUUCAAAAAAAAGCACUGAUAAUGUAUUACAGUGGAGAUAAGAAUAUGGUUAGGGGAUUCAAAAACCUUGAAAUUACACUCAAACUAAUCGAAAUUCUAAAUCGAACACCAGAGUUACUUUCAGAUGUUAGAGUUCUACAGUUAAAGGACAAGCGCCAAGUAGUCACUAGAAGACAACCAACAUAUUCUGCCCACAAGCUUUACAGAACAACGAAAACAUUAAAUGACACAAUAAUAUCAAGAAUUAGCAGAUUUGACCAUCUUAGAUUGCUUAAAGUUGAUGUCAGUGAUUCUAAUUUCCUAUAUUCAAUUUUGAGAAGUCUGCCAGCAAACUUGAAAGCAUUGAUCAUAAUAUUGAAUGAUCUCAAUGGAAGUACCGGAUUGAUGACUGGUCAUGAACCUUCUAUGAGUAUUGCCAAAACCACCCUAAAGCUUCUCAAAGUGUCGUAUGUGGGGAAAAAGCCGUUAAACUACCGGCAGAUCAAGAUGAAAAAUCUAUGGCAUGCGAUGGAUUCAAGACAAUUGACAGAAAACAACUUAAACGAAGCACUUAGAGAGACACAAAGCACAGAAAUUCACAGAUCGAGGUUUUCUUUUAGUAGAAGAGAGCAUAACAUUACACAACUAGGAGUUUCGUUGGCACAACUAAUUAAUACUCAUCGAGACUCUUUAUUCACCAUAGAUAUACGAGGAUUUGAUGCCAACAUUAUUUUUCAGCAUCCAACUACUAAGACGAAAUUAACUAAUCUAAGAGUGCUUAGAUUGAGUGGCCAGAGUAUUCCCAAAUUGUCCUGGUGGCUUCCAGAAUUGGAAAAAUUGAAUAGAGAUAGCCGACCAUUAUUGAAUCGCCUUACCAUAUCGAGAGAAGCACUUCCUCCAGUAGCAGUUAUUUUAAGCAACCUAUUUCAGAGUUCUCAAAGUUUGCAUGGAGAAAGUGACCCUAAUUAUCUCUGUAGGGUUCACUUCUUUGGCCAUUCACUGCAAAGGUGGGUGUCUCUGGAUGGAAAAGCCAAAGAGUUCUGGAGAAACUAUAAAUACCCUCAAAAUUAA